This is a messenger RNA of Sinocyclocheilus anshuiensis, 1936 nucleotides long. It is a transcript of the gene slc29a3, whose product is annotated as solute carrier family 29 member 3. Gene Ontology annotation, cellular component: Golgi apparatus; plasma membrane. Gene Ontology annotation, molecular function: nucleoside transmembrane transporter activity. The transcript has 8 exons. Lineage: Eukaryota; Metazoa; Chordata; Actinopteri; Cypriniformes; Cyprinidae. Gene Ontology annotation, biological process: nucleoside transmembrane transport. The coding region runs from base 387 to 1814 and encodes 475 amino acids. The record is from RefSeq and is a predicted model, not a curated record.
CCAAAGAAGAAGAAGAAGUACACUACAGAUUGUGUCGUGUACUCCGAUGCAUACAUAAGUCACCAUGUCUACCGAGAGUGUGUUGUUAUUGUCUGUCAGUGGGGAGCUGGUACGGGAAAGAUGAAUUCAGCUGAGUCAAGCUAUUGUCUCUUAGGUUGAUGUCAGUCUGGUGUCAUGUGACUGAGUGGAGUACAGGAGCAUCAGUAUGAGUCCUGAGUGUUUACUUAUAUCUUCAUUGUGAUCUGAGUGGACAGCGUCUCCGGGAUGGCAGACAGACGGUAACCUCACAGCAGCAGAGGGGCUGACAUUCUACAUUAGUUUAUCCUGGUCACCCUCACAUCCCUUGGAUUCCUCCAUUUCCCUCCCUCCAUCCUGUCUCUUUGAGAAUGGAUGGUCAGCAGUCUCUACAGGCCAGCGUGAACUCCUCUUACAUUCCCACCACCAUCUCCUCCAUGUGUGACGAAGAGCUUUCAGAGGGUGAGGCGGUGGGGGGCGACACUUCCCCUUUGCUUUCCCAACAGCAGCCGGCAGGGCCCCUGGCGGCCCGUCACUGCCCGGAGGACUCCUACAAUCUGGUAUACAUCAUCUUUUUCCUGAUGGGCAUCGGCUCUCUGCUGCCAUGGAAUGUCUUCAUCACAGCCAAACAGUACUGGCUCUACAAGCUUAGUAACGGCUCCAGCCCCGCUGCUCAAGAGGAACCUCACAGUGACCUCAGCGACUACUUUGAGAGUUACAUCGCCAUCGCUUCUGCGAUUCCCUCAGUGCUGUGUCUCAUCCUCAACUACCUCCUGGUGAACAGGUUCUCCUCUCGGGUGCGGAUACUGUUCUCUCUCCUGGUGAUCUUGGUUGUGUUUGUGGUGACCACAGCGCUGGUGAAAGUGGAUAUGUCUGGCUGCAGGAUGCAGUUUUUUGGGGGUACGCUGGCCAGUGUGGCGCUGGUCAGCGGGGCGUCCAACAUAUUCUCUGGCAGUGUGUUCGGUAUCAGUGGCCACUUUCCCAUGAGAAUAUCUCAAGCAAUCAUAUCAGGUCAGGCCAUGGGUGGCACUUUGAGUGCAUUGGCAUCAAUAGUAGACCUGGCUGCCUCGAGUGACGUGACCGACAGUGCGCUGGUGUACUUCAUCACAGCGGACGUCUUCACUCUUGUCUGUAUCGUCAUGUACCUGCUGCUGCCCAGACUGUCUUACUCAAGAUACUACAUGGAAGUAGCAGCUGUACCCUGUAGUGAGUCUAACAGCCACAGCAGCCGCUCUGAGUCGACUUCUGGAUCCGUGCCGCCCCUCAAACCCAUCCUGAAGAAGACCUGGGUUCUGGGCAGCUGCGUCUUCUACGUUUUCUUCAUCUCCAUCAUGAUUUUCCCUGCUCUUUCCUCGGGGAUCCAGUCCAUGAAUAAAGACUCUGGAAGCCCUUGGGCUACCACAUACUUUGUGCCUCUGACUAGUUUUUUACUGUACAAUGUUGCAGACUUCUGCGGCCGCCAGGUCACGGCCUGGUUGCAGGUGCCGGGUCCCACCAGCCGCAUGCUGCCAUUGCUGGUGGUCUCCAGAAGCGCCUUGGUUCCUCUCUUCAUGUUCUGCAACUAUCAGCCCCGGUACCAUCUGCACAGUGUGUUCUUUGCACAUGACCUCUUCCCCGUGGUCUUCGUCUGUCUGCUGGGGAUUUCCAACGGGUACCUGGGCACACUGCCCAUGAUCUAUGGGCCCAAAGUGGUGCCGCGGGAGCUGGCUGAGCCUGCGGGGGUUGUCAUGUCCUUCUUCCUCACACUUGGGCUUGCUGUGGGGUCAGCCUUCUCUGUGGCGCUUGUUCACUCUAUCUGAGUCUAAAUGACUGGCCUUUUAGACUUUUAAAGUGUUGCCACAAGACUGAUCGUUUACACUACAGCACUCAAGAAGACUUUUGACAAUUUAAAAAAAUUAUUUUCAUAUUUUUUGUUACAGUU